UCAGCCCAGAGCCCGACGCGGGGCUUGAACUCACAGACCGCGAGAUCGUGACCUGGCUGAAGUCGGACGCUCAACCGACUGCGCCACCCAGGCGCCCCGAGUUCUUAUUUUCUUGUAGAAUUUGAUUGGGACAAAACAUGGCAAGUGAAUUGUAUGUUUCUUCUGUUGAAGACCUAAAAAACAAUAGGAAAAAAGAAAGUGCUCCACUGAAGAAGUACUUAAAAAAUGGAAAGGAACACCUAUAUAAAGGACAUAGUGAAAAUUUCUUCCAUGAAAUCAGUAACACAACUAAAAAAGAUAACCAGGAAUUCUGUAUAGAAAGAAAUGUCAAAGGAUUAACCAUAAAAUUGAUAUUUUCAAAAGAUGAAGUCAGUAAUCUUUAAGAGACGAUAACUGGAGAUAAUGUGAUAAUUAGAGCAAACUGGGAAUAUAAUGUGAAGUGUUUUCUGUAACUAUUCAGAGUCUUUCAAGGACCUGCUGAUGACUAGAAGCUGAACACGAAAGACUACAUCCUGUGUGAUUCCAUUUGACUGUGAAAUUCUAGAAUAAGGAAAAUUAAUCGUUCAUCCAUGAGCUCGGAUUUCCCACAUUACAACUUCAGGAUGCCUAAUAUUGGAUUCCAGAAUCUGCCUCUCAACAUAUAUAUUGUGGUUUUUGGCACUGCUAUAUUUGUCUUCAUCCUUAGUUUACUCUUCUGUUGCUACUUGAUUAGGCUAAGACAUCAAGCACACAAAGAAUUUUAUGCCUACAAACAGGUCAUAUUAAAAGAGAAAGUAAAAGAACUGAAUUUACAUGAGCUCUGUGCAGUGUGUCUAGAAGACUUCAAGCCUCGAGAUGAGUUGGGCAUUUGUCCAUGUAAGCAUGCCUUUCACAGAAAGUGCCUUAUUAAGUGGCUCGAGGUUCGUAAAGUAUGUCCACUGUGCAACAUGCCAGUUCUGCAGCUGGCCCAGCUGCACAGUAAGCAGGACCGUGGACCCCCGCAGGGGCCCCUGCCCGGGGCAGAGAACAUUGUAUAGCUCCCCCAAGGACCAAACUGCUGUGGGAUCCGACAUCCAUAUGGAGCCAGGAGGAACACAAGCGGUCUCUGCGUUGGCUGCUCUACCUGGGGCACCAGCUGCCACUUCCUUUGCCUCAUGAAGAACUCGGGCCAGCUACGCUGGGAAGCCAGACUGCUGGGUCUUGUGACAACCAAAGCACGCUGACACUACCCCAUGCCAAGAGAAGAGGAGUGGAUGAUGGAUAAGCCUUCCGGUUACAUUCAAGAAAUUUCAUGAGGGUCUCUUGCUGACGCCAUUACUCUGUCUCCCAGAUACUUUUCUCCAUGUCAAGGUGAAUCUUUAUCAAGCAGAAGGGAAGAUAGGAUUGCUAGAGAAGGGAACUGAGGGCAGGUGUUUAAAGCCCCCCCCCGCACCCCCCCCCCACCCUGUGGACAGAUGAGCUUCUAUGCAGACCGUGCAUGCUUUUGCAGCAGCAGACCCUCCUGGCAGUCCCUGAGCCAAGUAAAACCAGCGGUUACCUCAGUUGAAGCCCGACUGGUUGCCAGUGAUUGGUGAGGCAGUGUCAACAAGGCUUUUCACAUUAUGUUCCUUUGAUAAGGUCAUCUUGGAACCCAGGGGCUUUGCUUACCACAGAGCAGCAGUGCCCCCUCGCCACUCCUUCUCCCUCAAGUUCAUGACACUUGCUUAUCAAAUCAUCUAAACACAUUAGAUGCGCUUGGAAAGGCUGGUCAGAAGUCAUUUCCUCUUAUUCUUGCCCGCCCCCCCAAGCUCCCCAGUGAAGCCCAGCCAGGCCGCCCAUCUGGAGCCCCAGCAGGGGAUGUGCUGUCCGUGUGUGACCCAGGGAGCCUCAGGGUGCUGCCCACCCCCAUACAGUGGGGUUCCAGUGCAGCUGCUGGUCUUAGCCCACUGCCUCAGUAAGGAGCUGCUGCGAGCCUCUCAGAUGGCUCCCAAGGGGAGCUUCUUCCUGAGAAUGGCCAGUCUUCCCGGCCCUGCUGAGACGAGAGGAUGCUGACUCCCUUGCCUCUCUCCACUCCUUCCGUUUCCUUCCCUCUCCUGCCCUGUGUUUCUACUUAAGAGAAAAUGCCUGUCAUUGGCUUUUUAACAAUUUGAAGCAUCCCAAAUGAGAUCUUUCUGUAAUUCUGAAGCGAGGGAUCCACUUGAAAUUGUAAAUAGUUUCAGGAAGCUCCCGUAGGGCUGUUCACCCAUUGGUGUGUGCCUCAGUAUUCAGACUUGCGAUAAGUAAUUUAAAGUGUCUUUAUAGGAGAGAAAUGCGUGCUGCUCUUUGGCUCUUUCUGCCCAACUUUUCUAGAAAUGACUGAAGAGUCCAUUCGGAUUCAUGAAUACUGUAUAAAUUUGCCAUCUGAAGUGGCUUUGGGUCAGAUAGAAAGUUCUUUUCCACGGCACUGCUUUCCACCUCCUUCUGUUAUAGGGUGGACUCUUCGUCAAGAGCUUUGCCUCUGCUGCAUUCCCCAGGUGUGAGUGAGGACAGUUUCUCAUUGGAAAUGUGGUCUGCAUGGUAUGGAGAGAGAAUGGAGGAAGCUUUACUGCUCUGUUCAUGGCAUGUCUCCAGGGAUUUUUUUUCUGGAUUCGUCUCUACCAUCUUAGAAUGGGAGACAGAACCUGUCCUUGGCUCAGAUGGCUGGGGUCAGAUGAGGAGAAUUCCCAUUAGCCUAGGAAAGUGCUGGACAAAAUCCAGUUUGGAAAAUUACAAAUCCAGUUGGUCAGAAUUGGCUGUUUCCUCCUUGUGACCUAUUCAUGUCACGCCAACUGGCUGCUUCAACAGGGCAAGGAAGUGUGGGGUAUUUUUAUAUGAAAGCCUUAGCCUGUUGGGCAUCCUUGAAAAGAGAUUUUCAUGCGCUCCUACUUUCACCAUUUCUGCGUUGUGUUGGUAGCACAAUGGAGUUGAAUACUGCAAAGCACCCAGUUUACAGUGAAAUGUUUCCAGUGACCAGUGUCAAAAGUAGGUCUGCUUCUAGACUAGCCUCAGUUGUGGCCAACACCCACCAUUCCCCAUGGGAUGGCUUGGGACAGAUCUCACCUUGUUACGAGGUUCCAACAGGAAAGAGAAUUUUUCCCCUGAAGGGAGGAAUUCGCAUGCUCUAAAAACUGCAAAUGAUUUCAGCUCACAGCUUUGGCAAGAUUAUAACUCAUCAGUUGCAGCUUUUUUCUGUCCCUGUAUGUGUGGGUAGAUUAGUUCAUUUCCCUGUCACAGGAAGGGCAAGUUGAUAUGGUUGGUGCAUAGUUCCAGCCAUUAGAGGAAAGCGCCAGAAUGCCGUGCACUCUCCAUUGGGCACCAACCCCCACGAGGUGCCGCUAACGUGACCUCCACACCUGUGAAUGCGGAGGGCUUUUUAAAUGCCACCCUUUCACCAGGGUGGGGCUGGAUAUGGAGUGGUGAAUAUUCACUCUGCUCGCCAUCUCCUUUCUUGGCUCGGUGUCCCACUGCAGCUCAGCCAGUGUCACCCAGAGUAGUAGUUCCUGCCACUCUUAGCAAGACAACCUGAAUGCACCUGCUCCUCACGCCUGGGUCCUCCUCCAGGACUCUGUGCUGCACUGUCAUUAUUGCCAAUAGCCAGGGCUUAAUUUACAUCUUCAAUUCUGAUUAAAACACAGUUGUCUGUGGACAAGGUUAAAUCUUCAUCUGAACUUUUUAAAGAAUGAGUUAAGGAUUCCCUAAUACUCUUGGCACAGGCUCAUACCUUACACUGAGGCCAUCCUGGCCACAUCUAUCUUUUGUUAGGAAGUUGUUGGUGAUCUUUUGUUAAUCUGUAGACAUGUGGGGACUUUGGUCUGCUCUUGGGCCACUGGGGGGGGUGACAUAGCAGGUUUUGGUUUUUUUGUUUGUUUUGUUUUUUACUUUGUCUUGCUGUGUCUAAGCAGCUCAAAGAUCGGAUGUUACUUGUAUGCUGUGGGUUAAAAGAAUGUAACUCAGUCCCAACUGAA
Molecule: messenger RNA, 3941 nt
Organism: Felis catus (domestic cat)
Lineage: Eukaryota; Metazoa; Chordata; Mammalia; Carnivora; Felidae
Gene: RNF24
Product: ring finger protein 24
Exons: 6
Coding region: 570-1016 (148 amino acids)
Cellular component (GO): endomembrane system
Molecular function (GO): zinc ion binding; ubiquitin protein ligase activity
Source: RefSeq, a predicted model, not a curated record